ACUGCCUUUUAGGAAGUCAAAAUCUCAAACUCUGGAAAAGCCAUGGGUUUAAAUCUCUGACUAAAAGGAAAUGUUGUUUAUUCACUCGUGGCUCUGCUUCCAUCACUGAAUGGCAUGGAUUUGAUGCAUAGAAACCCAUUCCUUCUACUUACACUCAGUCGGUGUACAAAGUUCACCCCAUCAACUGCAGAUUUAGAGAGGGGAGUGUCCAAAAACCUCUACCUGUCAGUAUUGAAACUGAAGUAGCUGAGUGUUGAUUACCAAUAUGCUUUGAGGCACAGGGUAAUUGGAGAAGCAUCAGCAGAAUCUUGGUGUUAAAUAAUCCACUUUUAAUGGGAUGAUAUUUGUCUUGUGAAAGACUGAUGCCAGUGGUUCCAAAUCGUACAUUAUCACCUUAUCGUGGUUUGAACUAAAAAUCAACUGGACGAGUCAGGAGUGGAUACAGAGUGAAAAAGAUUAGUGAUGCCACAGUGAUGGUCAGUGACAGCUCUGGGGCCAGACCAUCUUCAUUUAUUUGGUAUGAAUAUUCUAAAGUGAAAGCAAUAUUUGAUGUCAUUGGAAAACAACUAUUUCCCGUCUCUCACUUUACUCAGUCACAGUCUCUUUCUUUAUAAUGUUGGUGUUAAAAUAAGAUAAAAUAUAACGGUUUGUUUUCGAAAAUAUCUCAUUGUCUUUCCAAACAGCCCUAACACACACAGCUUUUAAAUAUUGUUGAUAAAAAAGAUAAAUACAUUACAAGUAGUGUUUUUAAAUUUGCAUUCAUACACAUUUCAGCAUGUGGAACAUGGUUCUCUCACUACAGCAGAACAACACAUAACCGUUACAUAACCAUUGAUGAUUGGUGGUAAAGUCUCUUCAUCGUUGGAUGUUGUUCGUUGGCAGUGAGAAAAACCUAGUUCAUCACCAGAUUUGUUCUACUUAUCACCAAAUAUCACCAGUUCACUCAGGGGGCGUCUGGUUGAAUUCACAUCACGGGGUGCACUUGAUUCAUGUUCAGUCAGACUUGGUCACGAGUGUCGCUGCCAUUUUAAUACAUUGUCUGUAUUCUGGGCCAGAUUUGACCCGCAGGCUUAUAGUCAAGCUCAACCCAUUUGCCAUAGUUUCCUUAACAUGUCACUGUAAAGUUUUACUUUCAUGUCCGCGUGGAAAACAGAUCUAGUCACAAAACACGUCGCAAACCUCCUGCUAAGUCUUGUGGGGUAGAAAAGAAAGUGAAAUGAUGUUGAAACAGAAAGGAAAUGAGUUGUUUCUUCUGUGUGAAGGACCAAGAUAAGCUUGAACCAAUGCCCUUUUUAGAAUUUCCUGAGAGAUGAACUAUCAUGAAUGAAUGUUUGUUAUUUUUUUGCACUAUUCUGUGUUUCUAUCUGACUAGUGUAAGCGGGCGUGUGUGUGAAUACUUUUCAUUGUCGCUCUGCUGAUUGGGACUGUGAAGAACACAUGCAGUAUAUAAAAGUAGAUCAGAUGCACCAAGUAAUAAUGCAAAUGCUGUGUGUUUGACAUACAAGCAGCCAAUAAAAAAUAAAUGUAUUCAUUUCAUUUUGUUGGUUUCUUUUGUACAUGUUGCGUUUAAGUUUGUUGCUGCUGUUCAUCCUUUUUCUAUGCAAGUGGUAAAACAAGUGAUUUAGUCUUUUUGUAACAAUUUGGUUUAUACUUUUUUUUCCAGGUAUUGAAACAUUAUGGCUUCAAGUAUCUAUAGUACAAAGUCAAGCUGUGGCUAUAUUGAAGUAUGAUUAAGGUAAACUGUCUCACAAAAUAAAUAUAGCACAUAUGUUUUAUCAAUUAGGUCUAAAAAAUUCUUGUUGCAGUACCACCAGCAGAAAAAGUAAGAAGUUGUAAAAUGCACCUCUUGAAAUAUAUCUAGUGUUAUGUCUUAAAAAAUCACAAAAUGAUUGUUUCAAUCCCACCAUUGGAUGCCCCACUUUUUUUAAGUUGAUACCGUUGUCAUCACUAAGGUCUUUGAUGUCACUGACUUUAGUGUCUUUGAAUACAAGGAUCACUAGAUAUUUACAGCCUUGCGGUUAAAGAUGUUGCUAAUAACGACAGAGACGUUUUAGGAGAUGAUGAAGGAUCACAGAUGAAGAAAUCUGGAAAAAAUAUAGCACUCGUUACCUGAGGCAGCUUUACAGAAAACUAGAGAUCAUUAAUGAUGAUGGACACUGCAACCAGUAAAAGUCAAACUAAACCGUUGUGUGAUGAGGUGCUGUCUGUUCAGGACAGGGACAGUGACCUCCAAGGGUUGAAAGAUGUCCAACAGCUGCAACUGGACGAUCUGUGGCAGGAAUGGGAGCUUGAGCUUGCAAAUGAAGUCUCAGAAGAGGAGGAUAGUCCUCAUACAUUAUUGGUUCAUAAGGAUAUCACAGGUAACCUCAAAGUAAAGUUGGAAACACCUCAGACUGUUCAGCCGGAGAAGGAGAACUCAUCCAGCAUUCCAGAGAAAUCAUCUCAGCAGGCACCUGAAGCUGUGAAGCUGUCUUGUGAUGUGAGUGAAACCCUUGAACAGAAUCUGGGAGUUCUGAAAGAAGACGACCAGCAGUGUGGCUCCGAACACCAAGUUGAAGAAGAGCUGAGAUGCGACUCACAGGUUCAAACUGAGAAAGGAUCUCCCACAACUCAUCUAGACAUAGAGCAGACUCAGAGGCACUUAGACAAUCAACCGCCAAAGCAAGUAGAUGCUCAUGUACAAGAAUCUGAAGCACUAAAGGAGUCUGUCAAACAAAACUUAGACAUCAUAGAACAUCUGCACCCUGAUCUGGCUGAAGAGGAUUGCAUUUUAAGAGGAACCAAAAGUUUGGAGGAGAGACACAAGUUGGAGAAGCAAAAGUUGGUCGAGCAACAGUCCAAUGAUGAAACAGAGACCCGGCGGCAGGAACUGGUUGCUUUAAAAAAGCACCACCAACAGCUUGUCCACAGACCUCAGGUCAAAGAGGAGCUCAGCUGUAAGGGUGACCAGUUUUCUUCCAACCUGGAGACAGGGAAUGAAAUGAAUGUGUGUCUUAAAAAACGGGAAGAGUCUCUUAUGACAGAGCUGGAGAAGGAACGGACAUGGAGACUCCGGCUGUCUGAGCAGCUUGGGAGACUGAGGUAUACCCAUCAGCAGUCACUUGAAGCAGUGAAGCAGUCCAGCAGAGUAACUGACGCUAUCCGUCGGGAGUUGAAGGCCCUAAAAGAAGACUAUCAGCAGCUUGGCAUCAGACUCCAAGUUGAGAUGGAACUCAGGUGCAAAUCACAAGCCUUGGCAAACAGGCUUUCUGUCAAUCUGGAGACAGAGAACAAAAAUAAUGAAUCUCUGACAAAAGAGAGAAACUUGUUGUCCACUGAGUUGGAAAUAGAACACAAGAACAGACUGGAGCUGAAGGAUCAGCUGGAGAAACAGAGGCUCGCCCACCAGGAGGCAUUGGAGACCUUGAAACAGCCUCAUUGUGUAACGGAGGCUCUUCACCGUGAACUGGAAACCCUAAAAAAGGCCAACCUGGAGCUUUCCACAAAACUCCAGAUAGAGGAGGAGCUCAGAUGCCAGGCUUUGAUGAAGAGACUUUCUGUCAGUCGGGAGGCAGAGACCACAAAGAACAGGUGCCUUUCAAACGAGAAGGACUCCCUGUGCAUCCAGUUACAGGAGGAGCAAUCAUGGAGGCUGCUGGAGAAGGCUGCCCACCAGGAAACACUGGUGGCAGUGAAAGAGGCACUCCAUCUAGAGUUGGAAGACCUUAAUGAAGUCAACAAGCAGCUAUUCACCCAACUCAAGGCUGAAGAAGAACUGAGAAGCAAGUCUGAAGCCUUCACUACCAGGCUCUCCCACGACCUGGAGACUGAGUUCAGAAAGAAUCAAUCUUUGACCAAAGAGAAAGAGUAUCUAGCCGCAGAGCUGGAGAAAGAAAGAACCUGCAGACUGCAUCUGAGUGAUGAGCUGCAGAAACAAAAAAACACCCAUCUGCAGGAAACAGAAUCACUGAAAGAGUCAACAAGUGAAAAAUUACAAUCUUUGGAAAGACUUAAUUGUGAACUCAGCCACGUCAUCAAGACUGAGAAGAAUGUCAAUGCAACUCUCAGAAGAGACUCUCUCAAGGUUUCUGUUGCAUUAGAGGCACAGGUUAAAAAGAACAGUAACUUAUUGAAACUUAGAGACUCUGACAAGGCCGAACUCCAAAAAGAGCAGAGCUGGAGAUUAAACGUACAAAACCAACUCGAGGCUGUGAAACAAUCCAGCAGAGUGACAGAGGCUCUGCGUCUGGAACUGGACGCUCUAAAAGAAGGCAACAAUAGACUUGCCUCCAAACUCCAAAUUGAGAAGGAACACAGAUGUGUUAACAAGGCAUUAACUGAGAAGCUCGUCACCAGCCUGGAGACGGAGGUAAGAAAUAACGAGGCUCUAACAGAGGAAAAAGAGUUUUUGUCCAUGGAGCUGGAGAAGGAACAGACUUGGAGACUGCAGCUGAACAAACGGAUGAAGAAACAGAAGCUUACUUAUAUGCAGGCACUUGAGACUUUUAAACAGUUUCGUGCUCUAGCACAGUCUCUUUGCCAGGAAUUGGAUGCCCUGCGAGCAACCUACCAAAAGCUUUCUUCUAAAGUCAUGGUUGAAGAAGAACUUAAAAGCAUCUCCCUGGCUCUGACUGACAGGCUCACCAACAACCUGGAGACAGAGGCAAAUAUGAACGAGUCUCUGACCAAAGAAAAACUGUCUCUGUCUGUCGAGCUGGAGAAGGAGCAGGUGCUGAGAAUGCAGCUGAGUGAUCAGCUCGAGAAACAGAGGCUCGCCCAUCAGGAAGUACUGGAGGCCGUCAAACAGUACAAUGUGGAAUUGGAAGCCAUGAAAGACGCCAAUGAGCAGCUUUCCACCCAACUCCAGGUCCAGGAGGGACUCACAAGCAAUUGCCAGACUGAAUCCUUCAGACUUCAUCAAGACCUGGAGGCAGAGAUACAAAAAAAUGAAUCUCUGACAAAAGAAAAAGACUGUCUUACUGUCCGGCUGGAGAACGAGCAGACAUUAAGCGCCCAGCUAAAUGAACAGGUGCAGGAACAAAAAGAUGCUCUGCAGGAAGCUGAGGCAAAAACGAAAUCGGCCGAUGAGAAACUGAAGUGCCUAGAAAAACUGAACUCUGAGCUUAGCCAUAGCAUUAAGGCUGAGAAGGAUGUCAAUGGGACACUGAGAGGAGACACUUUCAGACUUUCUUUUGCACUUCAAACCCAGACCACAAAGAACGAAUAUCUGUCAAAACAGAGAGAGUAUGAUGCGGAAAAAUUCCAAAAGGAACAGGCCUGGAGACUACAGGUGCAAGAUCAGCUGGAGAAACAGAAGCUAGCCCAUCAGCAAGUGCUGGAUGAGUUGAAAAAGCAGAGUGAUGUGACAGAGGCCCUUUGCUCUGAAUUGAAAGUCCUGAAAGAAGCCAACCAGUGUCUUACCAUCAAACUUCAGGUUGAAGAGGAGCUCAGAGGCAACACUCAAGGACUAAAUGAUCAACUCUCUGCCGACCUCAAAACAGAGGUCACAAAAAACAGAUCUCUGGUAGAAGUCAACAUUUCUCUGACUGCUGAGCUAGAGAAAGAGCGGACCUGGAGGCUGCAGCUGAGUGAUCAGCUGGACGCACUGAAACUCGCCCAUCAGAACACCCUUGGGACUUUAAAACAGUCAGAUGAUGUAAUGGACGCAACACAGCUGGAAUUGGAAGCCCUCAAAGAAGCUCACCAGCACCUGUUCUCCAAGCUGAAGGUUGAAGAGGAAGUCAGAUGUGACCUUCAGGCUCUAAGAGACAGGCUCUCUAUUAAUCUUGAUACAGAGAUGAAAAAGAAUGUUUCUCUAACUAAAGAGAAGGAGACUUUGAAUUCUAGGUUGGAGGAGGAACAGCAGUGGAGUCAGCAGCUGAGCAGUGAGCUGGAGAGACAGAAACUCACCUACGAGGAUGCUCUAAAACAGUCAAGUAAGGUGAACGAGGUUCCUCAGUUGGAUUCGGAUGCUAUGAAAGAAGCCAACAAACUGGUUGCAACUGAAUUCCAAGUUGAAGAGGAACUCAGAGGCAACAGCCAGGCCUCAAAUGACAGACUGUCUACCAACCUGGAGGCAGAGAAAACCAAGAAUGAGUCCUUGACGAGUGAGAAAGAGACUUUGACCAUUGAGCAGGGAAAGAAGCAGACAAAGACAGAGAGAUGGACAGAGACCGGCAAAAAGUUGGACACAUCAAACUCUGACCAAGGAAUCGGUCAUGAGACAAAAGUCCUGCGCAUGAAAUUAAAACCCCUCCAUGUCAAACUCCAGGAAGAGAUGGAUUUUCCAGGGAAAAUGCAGCCUCUAACUGACGGGCUCUCUAACAAUCUGGAGACUACACAGAAAGAAUCUCUUAGUGCUGAGCUUGAAAAGGAGAAGACCUGGACAAGACAGUUAAGCGAUGAGCUGGACAGACAGAAGCUUGCCCAUCAACAGCUCCUUGAGUCUGUGAAACAGACCAAUGAUGUGACAGAAGCUCUUCACUGGGAAUUGAAAGUCCUGAAAGAAGCCCACCAGCAGGUUUCCACCAAGCUCCAGGCUGAGGAGGAGCUCAGGAGACUCUCCCAGGCUCUGAAUGAGAGACUUUCUAAUAACCUCGAGUCAGAGAAACAAAUAAAUAGUUCUCUGGCGACAGAAAAAGAGUCGCUGGCUGCCAAGUUAGAUGAGGAGCACACGUGGAGAUUACAGCUGAGCGAUGAUCUUAAGAAACAAAAAGAGUGCCAUCUACAGGAAUCUGAGGCAAUGAAGAAAUCCACAGCAGAAAAAGUGGAGAACUUGGAAAGAAAGAACUCUGAUCUGGACUACAGCUUCAGGACUGAGAAGGACAUCAACACAGCCCUGCGAGAGGACGCUGUGAGGCUCUCUAUAGCAUUGGAAACACAGAUCGCAAAGAAUGAAAAUCUGUCAAAAUGGAUCAAGUGUAAUGUAGCUGAACUCCACAAAGAACAGAAGUGGCGUUUUGAGCUGCAAAAUCAGCUGGAGAGAGAGAAGCUCAGCCAUCAGCAGGAGAUUGAUGCUGUUCAUCGCUCCAGCGACGAGCUCUUUAACAAACUCCAGGUUAAAGAAAGGCUCAGAUGUGAGUCUCAGGCUCUAAGUGACAAACUCCUUGUCAACCUGAAGACAGAGAUCCAGAAGAACAAGUCCCUGACAAAAGAGAAAGAAUUCCUAACGGCAGAGCUGGAGGAGGAGCAGGCGCGGAGGCUGCAGCUGAGUGACCAACUGGAGAGACACAAGGAGGUUCAUCUUCAUGGAUCCAGGACUCUCAGGCAGGAGCUGGACAGCAUGGAAAAACGUAACUCUGAGCUGAACCAAAGCCUCAAGACCCAGAAGAAGGUUAACACUGCCCUCAGAGAUGAUGCUAAAAGACUCUCUUCGGCUCUCGAGUCAAAGAUUAGUAGUAACAAAACUCUCUCUCAACAGAGAGACUAUUACAUUGACAAACUGCAGGAGGAAUUGACCUGGAGACAGCAAGUGAGUAAGGAGUGUGAAAGACUCAAAUCAGAGAAGACAAGGCUCAGUAAAGCCCAAGAAAAGGCCAAGAGAAUUUUGUUCUGGAAAUAGGUCAUGUGUGGGUUCAGUGGGUUUAGUCUUUUGGACCCAUUAAAG
Molecule: messenger RNA, 7585 nt
Organism: Cynoglossus semilaevis (tongue sole)
Lineage: Eukaryota; Metazoa; Chordata; Actinopteri; Pleuronectiformes; Cynoglossidae
Product: trichohyalin-like
Exons: 3
Coding region: 2144-7540 (1798 amino acids)
Source: RefSeq, a predicted model, not a curated record